Molecule: messenger RNA, 2320 nt
Organism: Sphaerodactylus townsendi
Lineage: Eukaryota; Metazoa; Chordata; Lepidosauria; Squamata; Sphaerodactylidae
Gene: FAR2
Product: fatty acyl-CoA reductase 2
Exons: 11
Coding region: 86-1408 (440 amino acids)
Biological process (GO): long-chain fatty-acyl-CoA metabolic process
Cellular component (GO): peroxisome
Molecular function (GO): alcohol-forming very long-chain fatty acyl-CoA reductase (NADP+) activity
Source: RefSeq, a predicted model, not a curated record
GGCCAAGCCUCGCCAGCGGGCCCGACCCGGCUCCCGGUUCCUCCACAAAGAAGCUGGAAGAACAAUAAACUGAACAGGAAGCACCAUGUCUUGCGUUGCCACGUAUUACAGUGGGAAGUCAGUACUCAUCACAGGAGCCACAGGUUUUAUGGGGAAAGUCCUAGUGGAAAAGCUCCUGCGCUCCUGCCCCGAUGUGAAGACCGUCUACAUCCUUGUGAGACCCAAGGCUGGACAAUCGAUGCAAGAGCGAGUGGUGGAUAUGGUGAAAUGCAAGAUGAAAGAACUUGGAGAAGGCUUCGUUCACCUUUCAACUGCCCAUGGCGCAAACUGUAACCGGAGGCACAUAGAGGAAGUCAUCUACCCUCCUCCUGUGGAGCCCAAGAAACUGGUAUUGAGCCUUGUGGAGUGGAUGGACGAGUCCCUCGUUGACGAGAUCACACCCAAGCUGAUUGGGGAUUGGCCCAAUACUUACACAUUCACCAAAGCCUUGACCGAGUACCUGGUUCAGCAAGAGAAGGGCGGCUUAAAUGUUGCCAUCGUCCGGCCAUCCAUCGUGGGAGCGAGUUGGCAAGAACCGUUUCCCGGCUGGAUCGACAACUUCAAUGGAACAAGUGGUUUUCUUAUUGCGGCUGGAAAGGGCAUUAUACGGACGGUGAAAUGCAAUCUAGAGGCAGUUGCUGACAUCAUUCCCGUUGAUGUGGCUAUUAAUCUCAUCCUUGCUGCCGGGUGGUACACUGCAGUUCACAAACCAAAAUCAAUGUUGAUAUACAACUGCACGACGGGCGGCAUCAACCCUUUCUGCUGGGGAGAGAUGGAAAGUCAUGUCAUAUCCACAUACAAGAGGACACCCUUGGAGAAAGCCUUCAGAAUCCCCAGCACUAACAUGACUUCAAGCUACCUGAUCCACCAGUAUUGGACAACGGUCAGUCACAGACUCCCAGCCUUGCUUUACGAUUUGUAUCUGAGGCUAACCGGAAGGAAGCCCAGGAUGAUGAAGUUGUUCAAUCGCCUGCACAAAGCUAUGACUCUGUUAGACUAUUUUACCAGCCGUACUUGGGAAUGGAGUUCAGACAAUGCGAGCAUGCUAAUGAAUCAGAUGAGUCCCAAAGACAAGAAAUUGUACUGCUUUGACGUCCGUCAGCUGCAUUGGUCUGAAUACAUUGAAAAUUACUGCCUAGGAACAAAGAAGUAUCUGCUGAAUGAAGACAUGGCUGGAAUUCCUGCCGCAAAGCAGCACUUAAGGAAGCUCAGGAAUAUUCAGUACGCCAUCAACACCACUCUGCUAGUGAUCAUUUGGCGCGUCUUCAUUGCAAGGUCGCAAAUGGCUCAGAACAUCUGGUAUUUUGUGGUGAACCUUUGUUACAAGUUCCUGAGCUAUUUCCGGGCUUCCAGCACCCUCAGACAUUGAAAAAGCUUGCCUAGUUCCUGACAAUGGAAGGUCUCCCGAAUGGGUUCUUCUCCAAACAACAACUGUGGGUGUUUGGGCUUGAAAGUCUCUUGUGACUUCUGCAGUAUCCGACCUGCAUCAUGAUAGGGGCCAUUGUUGGGUCAUUGUUUUUUUGGUUCUGGAGGGGCUUUUUUGUAACUAACGCUUCAAUGCACCAUUGUCUUCCCUUUAGGUCCACCAGGCUAAUUUUCAAAGCCAUAACCAAAGUUUUGAACACAGGUCUGUUUUUCUCCCCAGUGAGGAGCUAUGAAUUACCAAAGCUGCUGUCUUUUACCUUCGGAGCUACCUAUUAUCUCAACCCUAUCCUGACCCCCGUCAUGUUACUUAUGUCCUAACUGAACCAUGGGAAGGAGUGAAGAGCACAAGAAAACCCAGAAAUAACUGACAAAAUUAACCAAAAUUACCCCUCUCCCCCCCCCCAACCUCUCCUUAUUUUAAUGGAGACAAAUUUUAUUUUAUUUUAAUGAAGACAAAUGAGGGAUACGUAUUUUGCUUUUGAAAACAACAGUUUAAGGUCCUGCAUCAUUCAGAAUCAAGUUGAAACCAGCUGAAACAGAGAAAACAAAAUCCACAGGAGAUUUGGUGGGUUCUGGAAGGGUUUUUUCCACUUUAUCUUCACAUUUUCUGUAAUAUUAUGCACCAGGCUACAUACUUUCAAGUCCCUGUGAAUGGACUGAAGUACAUUUGAAAGUGAAUAGACACAGGGAGCACUGUUGAUGCCUAAAUCGGGUUUAAAGUAAUUUCCUGUCCCCCAGGAAAUGAUGGGAACCAUGGUCAAUUCCGCACUUGCGUUAUCGACCUAUGUUCGAGCUGCGUUCGACCUAAGUGCUCCGCACAACCACUGGGAUCGAUGUGGUUUUGUACCAGCUUUGC